This is a messenger RNA of Coniophora puteana RWD-64-598 SS2, 2254 nucleotides long. RefSeq lists its product as uncharacterized. The record is from RefSeq and is a predicted model, not a curated record. Bases 13 to 2007 code for a protein of 664 amino acids. The transcript has 6 exons. NCBI's taxonomy places the organism in Eukaryota, Fungi, Basidiomycota, Agaricomycetes, Boletales, Coniophoraceae.
CUUGCAUGCACCAUGGAGUACCGGACGUCCUGGCUCAACGUCCAAGAAACGUUACAGGCUCCUGAACCCCAGCUGUCCAAGAACCUUAGAGAGAUCUUCAAGCGCUUGCCCGGUCCGGAAGAGGAUAUCGGAUUCGUCGAAAGCUAUGUAGUCUCUAUAUGUCGCAAACUCCAGGCGGAGGCUCCUAGUCCGCUAGCAAGAGAGGCCAAGACUAGCUUCGGUCCUUUUUCGCAGGCUUGCCUGACUGCAGGGAUUGUCCAAACAAUGAUGGCUGUGGCUCGGAUAGGCUUGUCCCUAGACUCGCAGGAGGAGGAAUACAUCUCUCACUGUUACGCGAUGGACUCGCUUUGCUACCUACUGAAAAGCGGUGAUGAAUCUGAGAAGGAGAGUUUGGUGGAACAGCUAUUGCCAGAGGGUUUUGUUGCUAUCUGCCUGCGGAACAUGGGGCACGAUCUAUGUCUUUUGCGCCAAGUUGGUGUCGAUAACUUGCGCACACUAGUGGAGGGCAUUCGUCUAGAAGACAGGCCAUCCUCUGCCGUUGUUGCAGGGAUCAUGGAGAGGGCUUGUCUAUUUAUUCUACGAAGCCCCAAAGAUCCGCAAUAUUCUAUCGCACAACUGCUUGGCCCUACCACGUCGUGGCAAAUCCAGGUGUUCGCGGCUAGACAAAAUCUUCCGAAGUACGAGGCGAAGAAAUCGUACCCUCGAACUCAUGGUAUAGGCGAGGUCAGCGCAAUAUUGAUGGCACAUUUACUCCUCUGCACAUCCCCACACAGAUCGCGGAAGUUUUGCCUCGAAAUUCUCAAGCAAAGCCCACAAAUAAUAGAUCUUCUGCUGGAUUGCAUGAUUCUCGAACGAACGCCAUGGCACCCUAGUAGUCAGGUCGACACGUUGGCGGGAGAAACAUUGGUUCUGCUGUUUCAGUGGCCAAGCCAUGUUGUUCCCGGCUUAUCCAACCCGACAUACAAAUCAUUUAAAGCGUCGGAUUGGAAGGCCAUGUUGCAGGCGGUCUCCAUUUUCAUGUCUCGUGAGGACUGGUCUGAGAGGCUUAUCGAGGCAUGGAUGCGAAUACAGGAAGAAGACAUAAAGAAGUCUAUGAGGUUCUUUUACACCGCGGGUACAGACUAUGAUCCAGUACACCCCCCAACAGCGGAAAUGGUGGACGUACUCUUUGAAAACCGCGGAAAAGCCCGAAUUACAGUCCUACGAGUUCUUACCACUCUCACACAUGCAGCAGAGUCGUGUGGAAUCACCAACGCGCAGAUUGAGUCGUUUCUUCAAGUUGCCUACCACGCGAGCCGCAAAUGCAAGUCCCCACCCGAGUGCUUAGAUGCAGUGGACAAGGCACUCACCAUGGAGAAUAUCGAAGAGAUAACUCGAAAUCCUCGGCUGGAAAACAACCCAUUCAAUAUUAUUGAACUUCCAAUCACGAUCUCCCCAGAAAAUGUCCUCGGCCCUACCGCACUAAUUCGUCUGCUUGCUGUUCUCGCGCAGCGGAAGGCAUUGGCCGGGAUACAAACUCUGCGCCAUGCGCCGCCGGGCCUCUCUCCGUCCACUUCCCUCAGCCAGAUACAAAUGAUUACCCACCCGGACGUCAUUCGUCGGACAAUCAAGAUUACCCAGGAGCGCUUGAAGUACCGAAUGCAGAUGAUCCAAGAGAAUCUCACGCGGAAGAAGGGGACUUGGGCGUACCAUAUCGUGUGUGCAGCCUUCACGGGCUGCGCCGAGCUCGCAGCUGCGUUGAUUUCGCUGGAUACGCACACGGAAGGUACCUACACGACUGAGAUUCGUGGGGCGAGAAGACAGCUGGUAAUUGCGCUGGGAAACGCGUCUCAGAUGUCACUAAACGUCAAACAGUAUGAGCAGGCAUUUCACUUCGCGUGGGGAGCUGUCAGCGCAGCGGAGAAUAUCCCAGAAGAAGAAGGGCUAGACAAGAAGCUUGUGGAGAAGAACCAACAGCGAAUCAGCCAAGCGACAUUUGGGCUCGAGCGCCUUCAACAGUCUCAUUGAAAGUCAGCAGUCCGCGUCGUAAGAUUGUACUUCUUAGCAUCAACUUAGCAUUGUAGAUUAUAUUGAAAUAGCUUUGUCGUCCCUUUAUCUUUUGACCUAUCUGAGAGCGAUCAUCCUUUCAAUGUACAGUACCACAAAAACCUGUAAUUGGGUGACCAGCAUUGGUACCUCAGCUAAUGUACCUUCAAGAAGUCGCGUACGACGCUUACUGUAUACUCGAUAGAUACUACUCAAAACUUUAUACGAG